AUGGAUGGAUCCUCAGAAUCUGCAGUGAGCUCUGCAGUUACUGUGGCAGUCGUAGAAGCACGGCCCAUCGCAGUGCAUGGGGCAGAGCAGCUUCAUUCCGCCACACCGCCCCCUCCCGCUGCACCGGGCGUACUCCCCCACCCUGUACAAGCUCGAGCUGUAGUUGUGACCGCCAUCCGCCCUGUCGUCUCUGCUUUCAUGCCUACUCCGUCUUCUCCUGCCUGCACCACCGCCUCCUCCUCCUCGUCCUUCGCUGCCACCCGAGCUGCCACCGCCACCACCUCCUCCGCCUCCGCCACCACCACUUUCGUUGCCCCAUCCCCAUCCAUAACCCCAACCCCAACCCCAAGUACUACCAGCUCCACCUUCUCCGCCGCCGCCACCAUUACCACCACCACCCCCUCCCCCUCCCCCUCCCCCACCUUUACCGCCGCCGCCGCCAUUACCACCACCUCCUCCUCCUCCCCCUCCCCCUCCACCUCUCCCACCUUUGCCGCUGCCGUUACCAUUACCAUCCGUCAACCAUUGCCUGCGCUCGUAGACGUCGCCCGGAGUAACGUUGACAUCUCUCUUACUGAGCUGCGCGGGUUGCAAUUCAUUGCGUGGCGACGGAAGGUCACUCGCGAAGCAAAUCAUGAUGGUGGAGACUGCGGCGGAAGCAAGACACAAGAAUCCCUGCCAUGGAUUCCUUCUCGUUCUUCUUCCUCCUCCUCCACCUCCACCUCCUGA
Musa acuminata AAA Group (dessert banana) is the source of this 729-nucleotide messenger RNA. RefSeq names its product flocculation protein FLO11-like. The transcript has a single exon. NCBI's taxonomy places the organism in Eukaryota, Viridiplantae, Streptophyta, Magnoliopsida, Zingiberales, Musaceae. Bases 1 to 729 code for a protein of 242 amino acids. The record is from RefSeq and is a predicted model, not a curated record.